Molecule: messenger RNA, 1760 nt
Organism: Trichoderma asperellum CBS 433.97
Lineage: Eukaryota; Fungi; Ascomycota; Sordariomycetes; Hypocreales; Hypocreaceae
Biological process (GO): positive regulation of Ras protein signal transduction; protein phosphorylation
Molecular function (GO): protein serine/threonine kinase activity
Source: RefSeq, a predicted model, not a curated record
CUGCUAUUCUACUAUUUCCCAUCUGCGACACGCUCUCUCUCCACAUAUUCUUGCUUUGUUAAAAACAAGACUUUAUUCCAUUUCUGUCGCGAAGCCCAAGGUGUCGUGUUUUCAGAUGAUUCCUCAUCCGGACGCCGGUUCGCCACCUCAUUUUUCAAGGGUACGCCUGGGAUGAGAUGAUGCGCAUACUUUUAGGCUACAGUGGACUAUUACCAGGAAGCUCAAAUCGGUCGUUGCUUUCUGAAUAAAAGCCUAGAAGAAAGAGAAACAAGUCCUUCAUUCGUUUCUUUGAGAUUAAGAAAGGGAAACACAAAAAUGCCACAAAGCUUGCGAUCCAUCUUGGGCAAUUCCAACCGAGUGAGAAAACCGAGCAAGCCUAGCCCUGCGAGACAAAACACGGCUUCUACUCCCAAAUCUUCAUCUCAGUCUCCUAGGAAGGGCAAGAAGCCGGCGCCGAAAAGAGACGCGGAAACUGAGUUUCAAGAAAAGCUUUCAGAUGUCGGGAUUGCCAAGAUAUUCGAGGAGGAGUUGACACUCAGAGAUGUGGUCCAAGCGAUGAGAUACAUCCGGGGGAAGAUGUUCACGCCUGUACCGCCUACGGGAUUCAAAUCUACGCGGACAACCGAGCUUCUCAACUACAGACUGAGCGUGCCGCCCAUCGUCACGAUUGGCCACCUGAACGCCAUCCUGACAUCUCCGUCAAAGGUGGAGCGAGAAGUCGUUGAGCUCUCCAGAAGCGGCGUGCUCCGGAAGGUGAGAGUCGAGAGACGAGGCGGCAUGGGAGAGGCGCUCAUCGAGUCGCCGGACCUAGAAGCCAUGAUACGAAGCACGGGGAUGUCUGACGACUCCAAGGAUGAAUUUCUGAAGUUUCUGAGGGAGAAUCCCACGGCUCAGACGCUUCCGAGGGGCGCUAUCAAGCACAGCCACACAGACGAGCUUGUGAGGGCCGGAUUCCUGACGAGCUCGCUGCAGGCGGCGCCUGGGACGACGCUUCAUGUUCGCCCAGAAGACCGCACGACCUUGACGUCUAUUCAUCAUGUAUCUCGCUUUGCUUCCGGCACGGUAUCAGCGGUCGGAGGUCAAAAUGCGAUUCAUCUCGCUGGCGGAGGCGGCGGUGCGCCGACCCUCACAGGCUCGUCAGUGUCAUCCUCCGGGGCGUCUGAUUUCCGCAUUGCGGUGCCGGGUCACGGACGGUAUCUGAAGCUGGCGGAAGGGGCGGUUGGCUGGCUCCGCGAGAUGCUCGACAAGACGAAAUGGGGCGAGGCUCCAGAGAUCUGGUUCAAGGAGCGGUUCGAGGGAGGGGGCCUGUACGGGAUGCGGUGGAAAGACUUUUGGGGUGUGGAGUGGGAGUGGGUGCUUGGUCAGGCGGCUGGGCUGGGGAUCGUGGAGGUUUUUGAGACGGGGAGCGUGGGAAGAGGCGUGAGAGCGCUGGGAGGGUGAGAUUCUUGAAGCAUGUGGCGUUUGAUGGAUGAUUGCUUUUGGUGUACAAAGCACAGUGUUGGUUGUUGUUGUUGUAUGCAAACAACGAUAGCCGAGAUCGGGCUGAGUUGAUGUUGGGAUGUCCGGUGUCUGGUAUCUUGGAAGAGGAGGAUUUGCCGACAUAUGUCUUGAUGUUGUGCUUAGACGACGAGGCCUGAGACUUGCAUGAACCCGUAUGCUCGGGAGUGGAUCGCUGAAUGUGCAUAGAAUGGGCUAAUUAGAUAGACGAAGGCAUGUCAUGUCGUCGCCUUGCAUCUUUUAAUUAUGAUUUAUUUUCCGCU